Molecule: messenger RNA, 3537 nt
Organism: Penicillium atrosanguineum
Lineage: Eukaryota; Fungi; Ascomycota; Eurotiomycetes; Eurotiales; Aspergillaceae
Exons: 10
Coding region: 1-3537 (1178 amino acids)
Cellular component (GO): Golgi trans cisterna; Golgi medial cisterna; membrane
Source: RefSeq, a predicted model, not a curated record
AUGGCUACGUUAUCUGCACCCUCGACUCCCAAAGCUGCUGCGGUCGCACCUCCUUCGUCGGAGGGGUCUGGGACGCCGGGCAAAUGGCGGCAUCCCCAGCUCAAUGAGAUUGUCAGGCGUCAGAAUGCCGCGACCUUUGGUGACAAGGACGUGAAGAGGCUGCUGUGGAAUGGAGCUGCCUUGGUGACAACUUGGUUCUUUGGAAACACCUUCAAAACCUACGCACGUCUCAUUUUUGACAACAAGCCCACAUACCACGAGGUUUCACUCCUAUUGCUCCAGCUUUUCUUCGCCUUCAAUAUUUUCCUGGCUCUCUAUCCUCUAUACCGACCGAAGGACGACUUCUCCGAUAUCCCCCUUACCCCCACCCAGCGUGCUCUGUUGGGCAUGAACCCUACCGCUACACCACCUGCCACCCCUGGAACCACAUACCUCACCCCUCCGAGAUACCGAAUGUCCACGUCGCGCAAGGCCAGCCCUUCAAGCCGACAGACGUCUCCUAUGAAUGCGACCCCUACCUUUUCCGAACGACGGGUUUCCUCAGGACCCUCCUUCUCCCCCGCGUCUAGCCCUUUGCUCCACAAGGCGGUCGCAAAUGGAGGCAGAGACAUAACUGGUCGGCGACAGAGCUUUGGGUCCUCGUCACCUCUUGGUCGGAGCAAUUCGUUUGGAGAGUCUACGAUGUCAGCAAGGUUGAAAUCCCCGGUUGAAAGGAAGUUGCAGUGGUUCAAGUUCAAGUUCCGAGUACCUGGGCGCGGCUCGGCGGAUCCUCCCAAAGCUCGUGUUCAGGCCAAGACUCCGCAACAGGAACGAACCGCAACUUCGCUCUCGGCUCUGACAACACGCUUUCUGACCCCUGGGUGUCUACUACAUGACGUUGGAGCUGGCAUCUUCCGCCUCUCCGAGGAGAAGGAGAUCCCCGCUGACGACCCGUACUGGACACGAUUCUGGGAACUCCCUGAAUCCUCUGAGGACAUCUUCAGCUUAUUCACGCCAGCCGACAUCCGACGAACGCGCGACCAUGCCUUAUCCAACUUUGAAACGCUGUUACUGUCGGUCUCGUCGCGACUGAUAGUACUUAAGAACCACCCCUCAUUCCCAGACCCCGACCUAGCUCCCGACCGUGACGUUCUGAAUUGCGUUCGGAUCCUCACCCGACUGCUGCCCUUUGUCUACGAAGCCGAACACCUUGAAGACUGGGAAGAGAAAUUCUUCUGGGCCAGUCGCAGGAAAAAGACCAGACAGGCGCAGAUUGCCGGCGAAAUUCUGUUUGAUGAAGCACAGUCGGAGAGCCCGCGGGACGAGUCGCCUCUAGGGGAGGAGUACGAGGAUGUGAAGCCUCUUGGUGAAGAGCUGAUUGACACUUUGCUCGACCUGCUCUUCUUCGCCGACUUCACUAUUCCAAUACUUCCUACUGCGAAGAGUAAGAUCUCGUACUCGAUUUGGCAGAGUGGUGUUGGUUGCAACACGGCAAUGGGAUCGAACAAGACCUUGGAAAGCAACCGAUGUGAGAUUGUACGCUUGCUGUUGACGAUGACAGGCAAGGCGAUGUACAUGCCAUCCAACACCCUUCCUGUGCAAGGUGUCAGGGCUAUUACGUAUAUCACCACUUGCCAAGACAAGCAGGCCGUCUUGACGCUUCUAUGCUCCCUCCUCAAUACGGCUAUGAAAUAUAACCCCGCCACAUGGAGGGUACCAUACGACCAUGUUGUCUGGAAAGAUCCGAAGCAGAUCCUGGUGAUAUACUGCUUGCAGCUCCUCCUCGUUCUUCUCAUGUAUCCAAUUCCUGAGGAUGGUCGCGGAGCUCCACCAAAGAACUACUACCGCCAUUAUUUCGGAAGGCUUCAUCGGCCCCAGGAUUUCCAAUUCCUUAUGGAUGGUAUGACAAGGAUCUUAAACCAGCCUAUGCAAGCCACGAGCUCCUAUCUCCCUGGAAGUCAAAGAUCGGUGAAAUGGGCACCUGAGAUCCUCAUGCUCUUCUGGGAGACGUUGCAGUGCAACAAACGCUUCCGAUCCUUUAUCAUUGAUUCUAAUCGCUCGCACGAUUUUGUGAUUCUUUGCAUAUUUUACGCGAUGGAGUACAGAAUGGACCCGACCAAGCAGGGUGUGGUCCGGAUGUGCAUUUUUAUUCUUCAAACUAUGAGCGCAGAGCCCAUUUUUGGCAAGAGUCUCAACAUGGCCUUCGAGGCACAGGAAACUUUGCCUCAAUCAAUUCGACUGCUGAAGUUCCGAGGCUCAUAUGCCGACUAUCUGAUCAUGUCGGUUCACACUCUCAUGGCUACCAGCAAGGGAAAUCUUGAUACCGUUUACCCUGCUCUUCUCAUUAUCCUCAACAACAUCGCCCCUUACAUCAAACACCUCUCUCCGAGCGCAUGUUCCAAGAUCAUCCAACUCUUUUCUUCUAUGUCUGCACCCAGCUUCCUGCUGGCAAAUGAGACGAAUCACACGCUUCUUGCCUCGCUGCUCGACUUUGUCAACGCGAUUCUCGAGCAUAACUUCACAGAAAACCCGUACCUUGUUUACGCAAUCUUGAAGUACAAGCAGCGAUUCGAAGCCGUCCGGGCUUUCACUUUGGAGAGUGGCCAGCAGGAGAUUGAACGUCAGAAAGAGAAACGCAAGGCAGGUGACACGCCAGGAGACAUCAUCACCAGCCCAACACUUUCGCACUCGGAAGAGGACCUUCAUGCGCCCUCGGGUGCCCGAUCGUCUUUGACCCGUAUUCCCGAGGAGAACAGCGCGUUUGCGAUUGGCGACGAUGAUUCCGAUGAUUCCGAUGAUCGGGAAGGACCCGAUGGACAGGACACUCCAUAUCAGUCGUCCCCGUCGGCUCAAACCUCUCGUCGGCCCUCUGUUGCAUCCACGGCUGAUGAGAGCAUCUCCCAGGCCCGGGUAAUGUCUGAGAAGGCGCGUGGCAAGAUGCCUGCCGGAAGACCGUCUUUCUCGCGCCAGAAUAGCAUGACCAGUCAAACCAGCAUGUCUGCUUUGUUCACGUCAUCGUCUACUGGCUUCACGCCAACUGUUGCUUGGCUUGAAAACUGGCUUCCGGAGCUUCCUCUGCAUACUAUUCUCACCAUCAUCUCUGCCAUCGCCCCCCACAUUCCCGAGGUAGCGCUUCAGACCACAUCUAGCCCCGAGGCUCGUACUCUGAUUAACAACCUUCCAUCCUUUUCGGAGGAGCCUCAGAUCAAGAGCAUCACGUCGGAACCAACCCCGAUCCGUGCCCAGUCCUUUGAAUGGUCUGCACUAUCUAUGGGUUGGUACGAAUCGCUCCUUUGGGGUUCCAUCUUCUCUAGCGAGAUGGUUGUUGGCUCCGCUGUGGGUGCGACACCAGGCACAGUUGGUGUUUGGAAUGGAACCAACAUCCGACUCUUUAGGGUACAGGAGGCAGCCGCUCAGGGUCCCACCUUGUUGGCACCUAAGGGUGCUGUAGAUGCGGUUGGUAGUAACCUGGUCCAGCGCAUAGGGAACCUCAGUCUUCGAGGUCGCAACUCAAUUUCGCAGCAGGGUGGACAAUCCCCGAGCGUGAGAGAAGUUUAG